UAUUUAACAAUUUCCUGUGUUCAAAUCUCAUAAUAUUUUAAAAUGGGUAAAUGGAAAAGAGAUCCAAAAGUUCCAUAUCCAUCUGUAUGGCGAGAAUAUCAAGUAAAAUCCAAAACUAGUGAUGAAAUUUAUAAUUUUCAAAUUCAAGAUGCCACCAUUGAUAUUCUACCAGACAUGAUAGAUCAUAUGCUCAAGUAUUAUUGGGCUGAUGAACCGGUUGCAGAAUGUUUUGAUGUUAUAAAUGAUGCUGAAAGCAAGCCAUAUCUAGAAGGAUUCUAUUCUGAAAUAGUUAAUGCGAAAACUCCUUUGGUUUGUUUUAAAAUUGAAAACGAUGGAUCGAAACAAUUGGUUGGAUGUAAUAUGACCCUUGCCAUGGAACCAGAAGAUUCGUAUUCAGAUAUUCCAACGUCACCAUUACUUAAAGACUACAUCAGUGUAUUUUUGGAAGCUGAUAAAAAAAUUAAUGAAUUUGAAAAAUUUGGCGUAUCAGUAUGUUUAAAAGCAGUUGGUUUGGCUAUUAACAGAAAAUAUCGUGGUUUAGGUCUUGCAACAGAAAUCUUAAAAGCAAGGACUGAAUUUUGUAAAGCGUUAAAAAUUCCUUUAACCACUACACAAUUUACAAGCGGAGGAAGUCAAGCUGCAGCUCGUAAAGCAGGUUUUAUAUUUUUAGAAGAAACAAAAUAUGCAGAUAUUCAUAAAGUAUUGCCACAUUUACCUUUGGCAAAUAUAAAACAUCCUGUUACACAACUUUGGUAUAAAACUAUUGAUUUAAAUUAAAAUAUGAUUAUAUAAACAAUGUUAGACAAUUGCUAUUACAUUCCAAAAUUAAAUCUAUUUCUAAAUA
Molecule: messenger RNA, 844 nt
Organism: Chrysoperla carnea
Lineage: Eukaryota; Metazoa; Arthropoda; Insecta; Neuroptera; Chrysopidae
Exons: 4
Coding region: 43-777 (244 amino acids)
Molecular function (GO): N-acetyltransferase activity
Source: RefSeq, a predicted model, not a curated record